AUGAGCCACAUCUACGGCAGCCACCUCUCCCCCCUGGGCAGCCCGUCCAUGGUUUACCUGCCCGCAGCGCUCGGCUUCGCCCCCGCGGGGGCCAUGUCCCGGCAGGACCCCCCUCAGAAACCCCCCUACAGCUACAUCGCCCUCAUCGCCAUGGCCAUCAAAGAAGCCCCGGAGCAGAAGGUGACGCUCAGCGGCAUCUACCAGUUCAUCAUGGACCGCUUCCCCUUCUACCACGACAACAAGCAGGGCUGGCAGAACAGCAUCCGCCACAACCUCUCGCUCAACGACUGCUUCGUCAAGGUGCCCCGCGAGAAGGGGCGGCCCGGCAAGGGCAGCUACUGGACGCUGGACCCGCGGUGCCUGGACAUGUUCGAGAACGGCAACUACCGCCGCAGGAAGAGGAAGCCCAAAGCCGCGGCCCCUCCGGACUCUCAGCCCGGCGAACGGCCGGGGCCGCCCGCUCGCCCCGUCGAGCCCAAGCGGGCCAAGGGCGGAGCGGCCGCGGCUCCGGGGGACGCGGGGGUCCCGCGGCCGGGCGGGGGGACAGCGGCUUCCCCCGGGGGGCUUCCCCCGGUGCCUCCCGCUGCCGCCCCGCCGCACAAGAGCGGCCCCCGGGGCCGCAGCUUCAGCAUCGAGAGCAUCCUGGCGCAGGGGCUGCGGCCGCCGCCCCCCGGGGCAGCCCCCAAGGCGGCCCGGGACGGCCCCGCCGGCUGCCUCGGCGGCUCCCUGGUGGCCAGCGGAGGCUUCGGGCCGGCCCUCAACGCGUCCCUGAUGCUCGACUCCCAGGUGCACGGGAGGCUUUACCACAUCGGCAUCCCCUUCCUCUCCUGCUUCCCUCUGCACUUCUCCGAGGCCGUGUUUAAUUUUCAGUAGUUUGCCCCACAAUUAACGCACCCACCCCCCCCCCUCCGCCCCGAGCGCUGCCGCGGGAGGCGAGAUGGGGAGGGAGAGAUCGGACUCAGACCUCAGCACCAGGGUAAAGACCUAAAAAAAACAACCCAAAGCGAUGUUUUAAAGGUGACUCAGGAUUUCAGGGCAUUUUCAAGGCGCGUCUUGCUGCGGAUUCUCUUUAGCGGGCGCCUCCCACCCCCUGCCAGAGCGACU
This is a messenger RNA of Hirundo rustica (Barn swallow), 1104 nucleotides long. RefSeq names its product forkhead box L1 (gene FOXL1). Gene Ontology annotation, molecular function: DNA-binding transcription factor activity, RNA polymerase II-specific; RNA polymerase II cis-regulatory region sequence-specific DNA binding. Gene Ontology annotation, biological process: anatomical structure morphogenesis; cell differentiation; regulation of transcription by RNA polymerase II. Bases 1 to 873 code for a protein of 290 amino acids. Lineage: Eukaryota; Metazoa; Chordata; Aves; Passeriformes; Hirundinidae. The transcript has a single exon. The record is from RefSeq and is a predicted model, not a curated record.